UGCGUAACAGGAGCAGGGGGUUACAUAGCUUCAUGGCUGGUGAAGCUUCUUCUAUCUGAAGGAUACAAGGUCAACGGCACAGUUCGAAAUCCAAGCGAUGAGAAGAAUGGUCACUUGAAGAAACUCGAGAAUGCUUCAGAAAACCUUCAGCUCUACAAGGCAGACGUUCUUCAAUUUCAUGAUUUAUUAGCAGCAAUUCAAGGAUGUGAAGGAGUUUUUCAUGUAGCCAGUCCUGUUCCUGGAUUCAAAGUGGUGCCCAAUCCAGAGAGUGAGGUGAUCGCUCCUGCUCUUACCGGAACUAUCAAUGUAAUGAAAGCUUGUUCAGAGGUAGGAGUCAAGCGAGUUCUUGUUGUUUCGUCAAUAGCUGCUGUCUUUAUAAAUCCAGAUUGGCCCAAGGAUAAGGUCAUUGAUGAGUCUUGUUGGUCAGACCAAGACUGGAUGAGGAGGGGAGUUCAGUAUUGUUAUGCCCUUUCAAAGACUCUAGCAGAAAGAGCUGCCUGGGAAUAUGCAGAGAAGACUGGAUUAAAUCUGGUUACUGUUUGCCCAUCAAUGGUUUAUGGACCACAAUUGCAGACCACAGUUAAUUCUAGUAGCUUGAUGCUUCUCAAUAUUGUGAAAGGAGCACCAGAACCAAUGUUGGACAAGCUAUGGCACCUCGUGGAUGUGCGAGAUGUGGCUGAUGCUUUGCUUCUAGUGUAUGAGUCUGCAGACGCUUCAGGAAGAUAUAUUUCUUCUGCUCAUUCGAGUUAUAUUCAUGACAUGAUCACCAAGUUGAAGAGUAUUUAUCCCAACUACAAGUACCAGCAGAAUUUCAUUGAGCCAGAGGUAGAGCGAGAACGCAUCAGCGAAUCUUCUUCAGAGAAAUUAAAGAUGUUGGGUUGGAAAACCAGGCCAUUUGAAGAAACACUUGUUGAUUCUAUUGAAUUCUACCAGCAAGCUGGCCUUCUUGAGAAGAACUGAUGUAGGACAAAUGCAGUGUAAGCACCAAAAAUCCCUCAUUUCGCCUACUAUUUCCUGUUCUUCUUACGACCUUCCCGAUUUGGAAUCUUGCGAACUCAAGUUUUUUCUCCCGCCCUCGCCUUCAGCCUUCCGAAUCGUCGAUUGCACCUAUAAAAGAUGGCCAAGGGCAUCACCUCCUCUUGUCCGCUCUCACUCGAAACCAUCUACGAAGGUAACCCUCGUCUUCCACCCCCUUUUUCUCCCUGCCACCCUCGCGCGCCUCAGCCUCUUUGAACCCCGUAAAUUUAUGUCCCGACCGGAUCUCUAGUCUGGGAUUUGAGUUUUUAUCGUCUGCGGACACCUCAAAUUUCUCAUAUUUACAUCAAUCUGAAUAUUUCUUUUUAUUAUUAGAGUGUGACCCACUCAAAUUUUUUUGACGGUUCAGAUUGGACACCUGCGCACGCAAUAAAAAUUCCUGAGAUUUAAGACAAAAU
Messenger RNA from Phalaenopsis equestris, 1433 nucleotides. RefSeq names its product cinnamoyl-CoA reductase 2-like. Lineage: Eukaryota; Viridiplantae; Streptophyta; Magnoliopsida; Asparagales; Orchidaceae. The record is from RefSeq and is a predicted model, not a curated record. Gene Ontology annotation, molecular function: oxidoreductase activity, acting on the CH-OH group of donors, NAD or NADP as acceptor.